This is a messenger RNA of Schistocerca serialis cubense, 1413 nucleotides long. RefSeq names its product serine/threonine-protein phosphatase 6 regulatory ankyrin repeat subunit A-like. NCBI's taxonomy places the organism in Eukaryota, Metazoa, Arthropoda, Insecta, Orthoptera, Acrididae. Gene Ontology annotation, molecular function: protein binding. The coding region runs from base 1 to 1413 and encodes 470 amino acids. The transcript has 2 exons. The record is from RefSeq and is a predicted model, not a curated record.
AUGAACUGUGACCGGCUAUCACAGGAGGAAGAAGAGCCUUGCAUAAUGGCAGCCACCAGGUUUGAAGAGUGGGAUGAUGCUGAUUCGGAUACUCUCUCAGCUCCUGAGACACUAAUGAUUCCUGGUGAAUACGAGCAGCAUGGAACGGAUGAGGAUUCAACGUUCAGAGUAAACUUUGUAGCUACUGGUGGUAAAAUCGAGGAAACCGCCUCCUGCGACAUUCUCGGUGGACAUCUAAUGCCCAAGACUGCGGUUUUGCCGUAUUUGUCGGGAAUCAGUCGUCUGCCUAAUGGUGAGUCCCAAGCUCUUCGCCUCGCAGCAUCUGCAGACAUCUUGGAGGCAGUCUCAUUGCUCUUGGAAUUUGACGUUGACGUAAACGCAGUUGACGACAAUGGAAACACAGCCCUCCACAUCGCUGCUUUCGCCGGUUGUGUGGAGUCAAUCAAGAAACUCGUUGAAGCAGGAGCGUCACUGACGGCCCAAAACAGCAAGGGGCAUUCCGUGUUCCACUGGGCAGUUCGCAGCCGGAACACCGCCGCCCUGUCACUGCUGAAGGACCUGGGUGCGGACAUGAAUUCCGCUGAUUGGAAGGGCCACACACCACUGCACACGGCGCUGGCCUCCGGAUUCCACGAAGGAUUUCACGCGCUUAUGGACCUCGGGGCGAACCCCUUCGUCUCCACGCCAGACGGUGUCUCUCUCCUGCACGCUGCAGCAGGGAAGGGUAACACGAGCGCAGUUCGCACGCUGUUGCAAGCGGGCGUCGACGUGGACGCUCGCAACGCCAUGCAUCGAACGGCCCUGCACGAAGCGGCGUCCGGCGGUCACGUGAGGUGUGCGGAACUACUUCUGGACGCCGGAAUACACACUGAAUGCCGCGAUGACCUCGGCCGCACUCCUUUGCACCUAGCAGCCAGCCACCGACACGUGGGGGCGGUAGUACUUCUGUUGCAGCGGGGAGCAGACGUUGAUAGCGCCAGUGUGGAUUUGGACACAGCCCUCCACAUGGCAGCUCUAGUCGGCGACAGAAAAACUGUAGAGAUUCUGAUCGGUGCUGGCGCGGAUGUGAACGCUAGCAACGCGGAAGGGUCUACCCCUCUGCACGUGGCCAUUGCAGAGCGGCACGACGAAGUGGCGGACUAUAUUCUCUCUCUGCGGCGGUCUGACGUGGAUGUGGCAGACGGCGGGGGCCUCACCCCUCUACACCUGACUGCCGUGAACGGGGUCGCUUCUUCUACUGCUGCCCUUGUGGCAGCGGCGACUCUGUCGUUCAGUAUGUUGCCGUGGGAAACACCAGUGAACGAAGCAGUAGAGCGGAGCGACAUCGUAGUAGAAUGGUUGAACAGCCUACGAGGAGGCAUACAUAGAUCUGCAACAUCCACUGAGUCUGACUGUUACGCUAUUUCCUUUUAG